AGCUAGGGGUUCAAGAUCAGGGUGCCAGCAUUUUCUGUUCUGGUGAGGGCCCUUUGCCAAGUUGCAGACAGCUCAUUUCUUGUAUUCUCAAGAGUUUUUCUUAUCAUAAAGCUAAGAAAAUCCCAAAGCAUAUGUCAAUGGAUCAGCAAGACCUAGAUCCAGAUAGUACUACAGAUGUGGAAGAUGUUAUAAAUACUGAAGAAGAACUUAUUAAAGAGUGUGAAGAAAUGUGGAAAGAUAUGGAAGAAUGUCAGAAUAAAUUAUCGCUUAUUGGAACUGAGACACUCACUGAUUCAAAUGCUCAGCUAUCAUUAUUAAUUAUGCAAGUGAAAUGUUUAACUGCUGAGCUCAGUCAAUGGCAGAAAGAAACACCUGAAAUAAUUCCCCUUACUGAAGAUGUUCUUGUAACAUUAGGAAAAGAAGAGUUCCAAAAAUUGAGACAUGAUCUUGAAAUGGUGCUAUCCACUAUUCAGUCAAAGAAUGAAAAAUUAAAGGAAGAUCUAGAAAGGGAGCAGCAGUGGUUGGGUGAACAGCAACAGAUUAUGGAAUCUCUUAAUGUACUACACAAUGAAUUGAAAAAUCAAGUUGUCACAUUUUCUAAAUCAAGAAUCUCUAAUGAGCUGAAAACUAAAAUGCUCAAUAUAAAGGAAUAUAAGGAGAAACUCUUGAUUACCUUGGGUGAGUUUCUAGAAGACCAUUUUCCUCUGCCUGAUGUAAAUUUUAAAAAGAAAAAGCAAAACAUUGGAGAAUCAACUGCACAGCUGAUAACACUGCAUGAAAUAUUAGAGAUUCUUAUAAAUAGGUUAUUUGAUGUUCCGCAUGAUCCAUAUGUCAGAAUUAGUGAUUCCUUUUGGCCACCUUAUGUUGAGCUGCUGCUGCGUAAUGGAAUUGCCUUGAGACAUCCAGAAGACCCAACUCGAAUAAGAUUAGAAGCUUUUCAUCAGUAAAAGAAUGGUCUCUUUUUCACAUAGUAGAGAAUCUUGUCAUUCAUGGAUAAAGGAAACACAGGACUAUUUGGAUAAAGAACAUUACUUGCAAAUGAAAGCACAUAGUCCAUCUUCGUUUUAUCCUUAAAUGACAUGUACUGCCAUCUGUUAUUCAUUUAAAAAUGGUCCUUUCUUAUUUAGUCAGUGCUUUGGUGUUUUAAAGUAUAUGGACAAAAAUACAAGUAAACAAUAUUCUAGAUAUAAAACAUUUAAUGUGUACUUUACCUCAUGUAUUAUUCUUUGGAAAAUUCUUUCAACUUAGGAUAUUGUUAAUAUAAUAUUUUUCUUUUUAGCCUUAUAACAGUAGUAUAUUCAUUUCCAUUUGGUGUUUAACUCCUUUACAUUUAGAAAUUAUGGAAAGGUCAUUUAAUUUGUAGAUGACUUUUAAAUUGAAGUUAUAUCUGAGAUAAAAGGUGGCAUAAUUUCAAAAUAUUUAGCAAAUUUGUUUUACAUAUACUGUCUUAUUUCUGGAUUUGUUUAAAAUUGGAAUGUAAAAAAAUAAAUAAAACUAGCAUGAAAGCUAUAAUCUGUAUUAUAUACCAAGUGACAUUGACAUUAUAUAUUAAUCUACUCUUGAUUAUGUUAAAAGUUGUGCUCUUGACUUUUUGCCAAUCAGUGAAUUUUCUGUAAAUAAAAUUCU
Carlito syrichta (Philippine tarsier) is the source of this 1626-nucleotide messenger RNA. It is a transcript of the gene CENPK, whose product is annotated as centromere protein K. The transcript has 12 exons. Bases 132 to 947 code for a protein of 271 amino acids. Gene Ontology annotation, biological process: mitotic sister chromatid segregation; kinetochore assembly. The record is from RefSeq and is a predicted model, not a curated record. Gene Ontology annotation, cellular component: nucleus. NCBI's taxonomy places the organism in Eukaryota, Metazoa, Chordata, Mammalia, Primates, Tarsiidae.